AUGGAUCAGUUGAACUCGGAGGAGUUUGACUCGCUUCUGGAUGCAACCAUGACCAAAUCGGUCACCCAAGCUAUAGUCACGGCUAUGGGGGCGAUGUCUGAAACCCUGACACAGUCCAUUAGUAACGCCAUACUGGCGUCUAACACAAACCCUAGCGGCCUCCGCCCCAAAGCCCAAACUGACAAGCCUGCGCCCCUCAGCGGCCGUAAGGCUACGGAGAAGACCCACCAUAAGGGCAAACACACCUCCAAAAACAGCACGAAGGACAGGACACGCCCUGUCACUUCUGAGGACGUGGGGCCCCCACGCAAAAGAGCCACCCACCGGGCAAAAGCGGUGAGGAUGUGGAAAUGGGCAAAAGCCCAAACAGAGACAUCCGACUCUGGUUCGGACAUAGAGGAGGUAAUGAGUGAGUCCGAGGAUAUCGGCUCUUUGGAAUCGGGAGACUCUUCCCCUGAGCGCAGUCGAGCAGUCACACCAAUUACGGGUAAAGUGCUCAUGGAUGACUCCAUCAUCCUAGACCCCCAGGGCGAGCCUCUAUUUAACCCAGACGACCUACAACACCCUAGGUCUACAGACUGGUUCCCAGCCGACCAUGUGGCCCAGUAUAUAGUGGCCAGGAUCAGGAAGCCCCUGGAUAAAACGACCAGGAAUAAGUUAAGGGCAGAGUGCCCACGCCCAACGGUCCCCGAUAUGGCUUGCGCCACGCCAGAGGUGGACCCCAAGAUUGCCCAGUUCCUGGGUAAGGCUGGCUGGAAAGCCAAAAAAGGGCUAGACUACUCCCUUCGCCACUGCCAGGAUAAGGUGCUGGACUCCUUGGGUCCCAGCGCAAAAAUCUUCGACUUGGUCGAGGCGACAAUCUCAGGCGGCGCACCGCUGGAUCCUUUAGUGAUCCGGGAGUGGGCGCAACGCUCUAUCUGCCUCAUCGGCAACUCCAAUGUCGCACUUAGUACUGAGAGGCGGAAGGCAAUUCUCAUGAAGAUAGACCCUAAACUGGUCAUGUAUAGAAAAAAAGGGGAUGAUCUGCUAAACAAAUAACAAGAACAGUGCAUAGCGCAUAACUGUGUGUAUGAAUAAACCAAAUGUGUAGUUUUCAAAUGGCCACUCACACUUUCGUUGAAAUAUAAAUGCCUUGGAACUGAAUUGCUCUUUUCAGCAAAAUUGCUCUUUUCAGCAUAAAUGCCCUUCCAGGAAUGAUUCUUCCACCACUUUUAAACUCUCAUGGAAUAGUUAAAAGGUGUGUGCUCAAAGAAAAAAACAGAACUUGUAGUACAUAUUUAAAAAUGUAGAAAAAAUAAUUUAAUUACUUACAUCUAAAUAUAAAACAAUGGAUGUAUUCUCACUGUCACCACCAGGGGUCCUACGCGUUUCGUCCGUAUGUAGGACUUCCUCAGGGACUUCAGUGACCAGAAAUGACAGCAUACAAAUGAAUACAAAUUUGUAUGCUGUCAUUUCUGGUCACUGAAGUCCCUGAGGAAGUCCUACAUACGGACGAAACGCGUAGGACCCCUGGUGGUGACAGUGAGAAUACAUCCAUUGUUUUAUAUUUAGAUGUAAGUGAUUAAAUUAUUUUUUCUACAUUUUUAAAUAUGUACUACAAGUUCUGUUUUUUUUCUUUGAGCACACACCUUUUAACUAUUCCAUGAGAGUUUAAAAGUGGUGGAAGAAUCAUUCCUGGAAGGGCAUUUAUGCUGAAAAGAGCAAUUUUGCUGAAAAGAGCAAUUCAGUUCCAAGGCAUUUAUAUUUCAACGAAAGUGUGAGUGGCCAUUUGAAAACUACACAUUUGGUUUAUUCAUACACACAGUUAUGCGCUAUGCACUGUUCUUGUUAUUUGUUUAGCAGAUCAUCCCCUUUUUUUCUAUACAUGUUCUGUUGAAGACAGGAGGAAGUCUUCGGGAAAUCCUACCUGAUUCAGGGAGGUCUUUUUCUGCUAUUUAUCUGUUGAGCACUUAUUGCACUGUGGUUUGUGCACACAUAUCGCUUUUUUGUAUCUUUGUAUAUUUCCUAAACUGGUCAACAUGGCCAUAACCGAGCCUGGACCCCAGGCAAAAGGCCUCCUCUUCGGAGACAAUUUUGUAAAAGAACUGGGCAACUACGUGAGCACAUUUACGGCCCUGGAUAAGGCACAGACAAACCUGAAACGGGCGUUCUCCCCGAAGGUUUUUGGAGGGGCUGGCAGGUACAGGGGCCGUCUGUCCAGCCGCCCAUCACGGAGCUCCCACCGGGGCUACCGAGGCCUCACGACACCACGGUUCCCUCAGACGGAGACCAGAACCCCCACACCUUUCUUCCCGGUCAGGGGCAGAUCGUGGCAGCCCAGAGGUCACAGAGGUUCCACAUACGGCCGACAACCUUAUGGUAAGUGCUUUCCCCUUCUCCCUCUCUCGGACCUCACACGUGGGGGGCAGACUUUGCAAAUUUAUCAGGGCAUGGCACAGACUCACGUCCGAUGCCUGGAUCCUCAACACAGUAGCAGGGUACCAUAUAGAAUUCGUCAAAGACCCAACCUAA
This is a messenger RNA of Pelobates cultripes (western spadefoot toad), 2511 nucleotides long. The record is from the annotation of a GenBank genome assembly. NCBI's taxonomy places the organism in Eukaryota, Metazoa, Chordata, Amphibia, Anura, Pelobatidae.